Myotis myotis is the source of this 1906-nucleotide messenger RNA. Its product is annotated as formin-like protein 3. The transcript has 2 exons. The coding region runs from base 413 to 1867 and encodes 484 amino acids. Lineage: Eukaryota; Metazoa; Chordata; Mammalia; Chiroptera; Vespertilionidae. The record is from RefSeq and is a predicted model, not a curated record.
GGCGCCCUGACCGGGAGUCAGCCAUGGCCUCCUGGUGCCUAGGUCGACGCUCACCACCGAGCCACACCGGCCGGGCACAGAUUUCUUCAUAACAUUUUAAAAAUAAAACACGUAUUUCGGUAUCGGCACCUGAUUUAGACACAUGCGUGGCUGUGGACCCCGUUUCACCUGCCGGCGUUUCAGAAUGAGCCACUGACCUUUCUGUCCUCGCCACGUUACCUCCUCCGGACAGACACGCCCCUAAGGCCGGUGUGGAUGGACUUUUCUCCAGGCCGAUGUCCUGACUGACCGGGCAUCGCGGUUCCGUCCUCACACCCCCACGGGGCGCCGGGCUUGUUCUGUAACCGCUUCGUCGUUAAGACUCUGCCGUGGUCCCGCCCCUUCGAGCCCCGCAGCCGGUCAGGAAUACAGCAUGCGGGAGGCGGGAGGCGGGAAGGCGGGGGUGGGUUCUCGAAGGUUCUAUGGCCGCACCACGAAUCAGUCAGUUCCGGAGGAGUUCUCCGUGCUCAGCCCCGCAGACCAGCGGGGAGUGAGGGGAGGCCUGGGGGAAGCACCGCCUGGGCCUCCCUCUCCCUUCUCGCUGCCGCUUCCGGUCCCCGUUGGCCGCUUCCGGUCCCUGCUGGCCGCUCCCGGUCCCCGUUGGCCGCUUCCGGUCCCCGUUGGCCGCUUCCGGUCCCUGCUGGCCGCUUCCGGUCCCCUUUGGCCGCUCCCGGUCCCCGUUGUCCGCUCCCGGUCCCCGCUGUCCGCUCCCGGUCCCCGUUGGCCGCUUCCGGUCCCUGCUGGCCGCUUCCGGUCCCCGUUGGCCGCUCCCGGUCCCCGUUGUCCGCUCCUGGUCCCUGCUGGCCGCUCCCGGUCCCCGUUGGCCGCUCCCGGUCCCUGUUGUCCGCUCCCGGUCCCUGCUGGCCGCUCCCGGUCCCCGUUGGCCGCUUCCGGUCCCUGCUGGCCGCUUCCGGUUUCUGCUGGCCGCUUCCGGUCCCCGUUGGCCGCUCCCGGUCCCUGUUGUCCGCUCCUGGUCCCUGCUGGCCGCUUCCGGUCCCCGUUGGCCGCUUCCGGUCCCUGCUGGCCGCUUCCGGGUCUGCUGGCCGCUUCCGGUCCCUGCUGGCCGUUUCCGGUCCCCGCUGGCCGGGAGAGGCGGAAGGCAGGUGCGUGCACAGGAUGGACAGCAGAGGGAGGAUGGACAGCAGAGGGAGGAUGGACAGCAGAGGGAGGCCCCGAGCUGAGCAGAGCGCGGGGCCUGCACACAGCUGGCCGCCCCACACGCAGGACAGGACGCGGCUGGGGCAGGGCCCGUGGGCGCACCUGUGCGGGCGGACGGUCGCCAGGAGGACAGGAUGGGCAGGUGGAGGGUGACGCAGAGCCCCCUUCAGGGCCCGCGCGGGUGUCCCAGCCUCGGCGGAGGGAGGGCCCGAGUGCCCGGAGCCCAGGGGGGCCACCCCGUCUUCCAGGGCGGAGGUCGGAGGGAGGGCCCGAGUGCCCCGAGCCCAGGGGGGCCACCCCGUCUUCCAGGGCGGAGGUCGGAGGGAGGGCCCGAGUGCCCCGAGCCCAGGGGGGCCACCCCGUCUUCCAGGGCGGAGGUCGGAGGGAGGGCCCGAGUGCCCGGAGCCCAGGGGGGCCACCCCGUCUUCCAGGGCGGAGGUCGGAGGGAGGGCCCGAGUGCCCCGAGCCCAGGGGGGCCACCCCGUCUUCCAGGGCGGAGGCCGCAGGCUCGGCCGGUCCUCCCGGAGCCUGUCUGGCCCGUGUGAGCAGCGCUCGGGCGGGUGUGACCCAGAAGCGCCUCUGGGAGGGGCAGGCUCUGCCCGGUAACCUGAGGCCGCUCCUUUUUUCUUACUGGAGGAUAUCUUUUUCCAUGGAUUUUUUUUCUUUUUAAGAGCGAAGAGCCCUGGCCGGUUUGGCUCAGUGGAUAGAG